AUGGACCUGCAGAAUUAUUCCCUGGUGACAGAAUUUGUGUUGCAUGGCCUCUGCGCUUCACAGCACCUCCAAGGGUUUUUCUUUAUCUUCUUCUCCGGGAUCUAUAUGGCCACUGUGGUGGGUAACCUUGCCAUUGUGGUCACUGUAAUUUCUGAGCCCCACUUGCACUCCUCCCCUAUGUACUUUCUGCUGGGAAAUCUGUCCUUCCUGGACAUGUGGCUAGCCUCAUUUGCGACCCCUAAGAUGAUCAGGGACUUCCUCAGUGACCAAAAGCUCAUUUCCUUUGGAGGAUGUAUGGCGCAGAUCUUCUUCUUGCACUUCAUUGGUGGGUCUGAGAUGGUACUUUUGGUUUCCAUGGCCUAUGACAGAUAUGUGGCCAUAUGCAAACCCUUGCAUUACAUGACGGUAAUGAGCCAGCAGAUGUGCAUGUGGCUAGUGUUGGUGUCAUGGGCCAUUGGAUUUGUGCAUUCCAUCAGUCAGGUAGCCUUUAUUGUGAACUUACCUUACUGUGGCCCCAAUGAAGUGGACAGCUUCUUCUGUGACCUCCCUCUCGUGAUCAAGCUCGCCUGCAUGGACACCUAUGUCUUGGGUGUACUUAUGAUCUCAGACAGUGGGCUGCUUUCCAUGAGCUGUUUUCUGCUCCUUUUGCUCUCCUACAUGUUAGUCCUCAUUACUGUGAGACAGCAUGCUACUGGGGGUGUAUUCAGAGCACUCUCUGCUUGCUCUGCUCAUAUUAUGGUAGUCACGCUCUUCUUUGGGCCCUGCAUUUUCAUUUAUGUUUGGCCUUUCAGUAGGCUAUCUGUGGACAAGCUCCUCUCUGUGUUUUACACCAUUUUUACUCCAUUCUUGAACCCCCUUAUCUACACAUUGAGAAAUAAGGAAAUGAAAACAGCUAUGAAGAAACUGUGGAACCAACAUGUGACUUUUCACUGA
Molecule: messenger RNA, 933 nt
Organism: Manis pentadactyla (Chinese pangolin)
Lineage: Eukaryota; Metazoa; Chordata; Mammalia; Pholidota; Manidae
Product: olfactory receptor 4K14
Exons: 1
Coding region: 1-933 (310 amino acids)
Biological process (GO): G protein-coupled receptor signaling pathway
Cellular component (GO): membrane
Molecular function (GO): G protein-coupled receptor activity; olfactory receptor activity
Source: RefSeq, a predicted model, not a curated record